Messenger RNA from Tripterygium wilfordii, 2698 nucleotides. Its product is annotated as DEAD-box ATP-dependent RNA helicase 37-like. Gene Ontology annotation, molecular function: RNA binding; RNA helicase activity; ATP binding. Gene Ontology annotation, cellular component: nucleus. The record is from RefSeq and is a predicted model, not a curated record. The transcript has 7 exons. The coding region runs from base 374 to 2212 and encodes 612 amino acids. Lineage: Eukaryota; Viridiplantae; Streptophyta; Magnoliopsida; Celastrales; Celastraceae.
GAGGAGAGUUUUAUAGGAACUGGUAUUUAUUUUUCUAGGGAGAGAAUGAAAGGUUUCUAGAGAGAGAAAAACACAGCAGGUAUUUUUGUAUUUGGCCAGAUACAAAAUACUGAUCAUACACGCAUAUUAGGGUUUUUAUUUUCUUCUAUUCUGGAUCUUCAACCACAAACUCAGCGCUUCGAUUGUUAGGGUUUUGUUGUCGUGCUGCUUCAUCAGAUACCUGCGGCGAUUUAAUCAUCAAAGAUUACAAUCAUUUCGAAUAGGUCGGGACUUUUAUAUCUGGGAUUGAAAGAAAGUGAUUGUUCUUCGAGCUUUCCGAGGUUCAAGUUUGAUUGAAUUUUCGAGUGACCGUGUGGGGAAUUCCAAUUUUACCAUGAGAACUUCGUGGGCGGACAUGGCUGCAAACUCCGGGGCUGACAAUGCUGCUCCUGGGUCUGCAAACAAUAGGGGUAUUAGUAACACUUCUGCAUCUGCACGAUCAGCAUAUGUUCCUCCCCAUCUUCGCAAUCGGCCAGCCUCUUCAGACCCACCUGCUCCGGCUUACUCUGGGCCUGCCUCAAGUAAUGAUCGAGCUGGGUAUGGUGGACCUCGUUGGGCUGGUUCCAAAAAUGAUUUUCGUUCUGGGUAUGGAGGUGGUCUAGUAGGAGGAUUGGGUAACAGAGGUGGUGGCUGGGACCGUGGGAGAGAGAGGGAAGCUAACCCAUUUGGUGAUGUUGACGAAACAGAGGAGGCUUUCAGUGAGCAGGAAAGCACUGGGAUUAACUUUGAUGCAUAUGAGGAUAUUCCAGUGGAGACUAGUGGGGAUAAUGUACCACCAUCUGUGAGUACAUUUGCGGAGAUUGACCUUGGGGAAGCACUCAAUCAGAAUAUCCGGAGGUGCAAGUAUGUCAAACCGACACCUGUGCAGCGGUAUGCCAUCCCAAUCUCACUUGCGGGGCGGGAUUUGAUGGCAUGUGCCCAGACUGGUUCUGGCAAGACAGCUGCUUUCUGUUUCCCAAUUAUCAGUGGAAUUAUGAAGGGACAGGGACAGAGUACACACAGACCAUUACGUGGGUCACGCACAGCGUACCCACUUGCUCUCAUUCUUUCUCCAACUCGGGAGCUUUCAUGCCAAAUACAUGAGGAAGCUAAGAAGUUCUCAUACCAAACCGGGGUCAGGGUGGUUGUUGCUUAUGGAGGAGCUCCUAUUAAUCAGCAGCUGCGAGACAUGGAGAGAGGUGUUGAUAUCCUAGUGGCUACUCCUGGAAGAUUGGUGGAUUUGUUGGAGAGGGCUAGAGUUUCUUUACAAAUGAUCAGGUAUCUAGCUUUGGACGAGGCAGAUCGAAUGUUGGAUAUGGGUUUUGAGCCUCAAAUCAGAAAAAUUGUGGAACAAUGCGACAUGCCUCCACAAGGUGUCAGACAGACAAUGUUGUUCAGUGCUACCUUUCCGAAAGAGAUACAGAGAUUGGCCUCUGAUUUUCUUUCAAGUUAUAUUUUCUUGGCUGUUGGACGAGUCGGUUCAAGUACCGAUUUAAUAGUCCAACGAGUUGAAUUUGUUCAAGAGUCGGACAAGAGGAGUCAUCUCAUGGACCUUCUUCAUGCACAAAGGACAAAUGGUGUCCAGGGCAAGCAAGCUUUGACUUUAGUUUUUGUGGAGACAAAGAAGGGAGCCGAUUCACUUGAACACUGGUUGUCAGUUAAUGGUUUCCCUGCGACUACUAUUCAUGGUGAUAGGUCACAACAGGAAAGAGAACAAGCAUUGCGGUCAUUUAAAAGUGGCAACACACCAAUUUUGGUGGCAACAGAUGUGGCAGCACGUGGUCUUGACAUUCCCCACGUUGCUCAUGUUGUCAACUUUGAUCUACCAAAUGAUAUUGAUGAUUAUGUCCAUCGAAUUGGUCGAACAGGGAGAGCUGGUAAAUCAGGUUUGGCUACUGCCUUUUUCAAUGAGAACAAUGGAUCGCUGGCAAAGUCAUUAUCUGAUCUAAUGCAAGAGGCGAAUCAAGAAGUACCUGCUUGGUUAUCUCGGUUUGCAGCGCGUUCUUAUGGCGGAGGGAGGAAUCGUCGUUCAGGGGGAGGCCGGUUCGGCGGCCGUGAUUUUCGAAAGGACUCUUCUUUCAAUAGGGGUGGUUCAGAUUACUAUGGUGGAGGCUACAGCAGUAGCAGUGGAUUAGGGGCUCCAAGUGGUUAUGGAGGAGGGUAUGCCCCGGGGGUUACCAGUGCGUGGGAUUAAUAACUGAACAUUCUACAUAUUAACAUCUAGCAAUUGCUCACUAUUCCCCCUUUAGUUAGUGUUUCGUGUGAUCAGUGUUACUACAAUCAUUGCCAUGAGGGAGGGGAUGGUGCAAGUUCGGGGCUUGUUGCAGGAACAGAGGCGUUGAAUGUCGGUAACUUUUGGUAAAAAAGUUCUAACAAAAUAGGGGUUUCUUUGUGUUCUGGCUCUCUUGAUCCAUUUUUUUUUUUCUAUUUCCUGUAAUUUUGUUGGGUGAUGGUGGGUUGUGUAGAAUAUGUAGCAGUGGGAGAUGUAGUAUGUUCUUUCGGCCGGCCGCAACCUUUUCAAUCUCGUAGUCAUAGGCAUGUUUUUCAACCCAUUUUAUGGGGUUACAACCAUUGAGGUCUCUGAUCCUUAGAAGGGAUUCCUUUGAAGUUUAUUUUAUCCUCAAUGAAGUUUAAAGGUUUUUAUAUUGAAAUAAAUAUGGAAUUUCUGAAUGAUCCAAAA